This is a messenger RNA of Verruconis gallopava, 1573 nucleotides long. Its product is annotated as ATP synthase subunit 9, mitochondrial. The coding region runs from base 105 to 545 and encodes 146 amino acids. Gene Ontology annotation, biological process: proton transmembrane transport; proton motive force-driven ATP synthesis. The record is from RefSeq and is a predicted model, not a curated record. Lineage: Eukaryota; Fungi; Ascomycota; Dothideomycetes; Venturiales; Sympoventuriaceae. The transcript has 2 exons. Gene Ontology annotation, molecular function: proton transmembrane transporter activity.
GUUUUUCCAAUCCUGCAACCGAUACUUCAAUCAACACCACGGGGCCUCACUCACUGCCAAUUCCAUCUCCUCUCAUCUCUUCCACAAUCAAACACAUCAUCACCAUGUCAUUGGCACGUAUCAACGCCGGCGCCGCCCGCAUGGCCGCCCGCUCCUUCCAGCAGAGCCGCUCCGUGUCUUCUGCCGCUCCAGCUCGCGUUGCUCGCUUCCAGCAGCCAAAGAACGGCCUCCUCCUCAGCGCCCGCAAUGGCUUCACCAGCAACAUGACCCGCAACAUGGUCCAGUCCCGUGGCAUCGUCGCUGAAUCCGCUGCCGCUGCCAUGGUUGCUGCUGCUAAGAUCCAGGGUGCCGGUAUCGCCACCGUUGGUCUUGCUGGUGCCGGUGUUGGUAUCGGUACUGUUUUCGGUGGUCUCAUCCAGGGUGUCGCCCGCAACCCAUCCCUCCGUGGUCAGCUCUUCCAGUAUGCCGUCCUGGGUUUCGCUUUCGCCGAAGCCACUGGUCUGUUCGCCCUCAUGAUGUCCUUCUUGCUCCUCUACGUUGCAUAGAUGGGCUAAUCGGUGCUGGGUGGUUGCCGAAGCUGACUGCUGUGGUUUCCUUGGCAUGGGGGCUGCUACCAGAAAAGAGUCGGGGGAAGGGCUUCACACAAGACGCCAAUGUACACAAGCUUUUUUCUAGAUCCCAUCUCAGUUGUCAGCGGAGGCAAGGAAAAAUGGGGGUUGUGCUUUGUAUGUAUAGUACGUGGAAGUAAAGCAUAGAAGUGGACGGGGGGGCUCUACAUCUCCUUUGUCAAUGAAAAAGCUUUCGCGAUAGUUCAAUUUCGCCCAUCAGCGAAGCUCCCUUAAUGUGAUUACUUCCAUUUGCAGUUCCUCCGAUAUUUCCUAAUUCGUCAAGUGUGCACACUUUUCCCGCAAGCCUGUCCGCUAAGCCGAGCAUUUUCCACUCGUCACAGUUGCGUUGUGGCCAUCACUGAGCAUCAUGUAGCUCUUGCACAUUGCAACGGUACAUAAAUCAUAUCCAUGUAUGAAGACUAUCAUUGAUUGCAGCCUCAUCCAUAGUUCAAGGUCACGCUUUCGUUGGCAAAAUGCAACGAUCCGUCAAGUUGGAAAACUGCGUUCGUAAAGGAUCGUCUAUUUCAGACCUAGAUUAACGACACCUUUGCUUCAAAUUAUGCAGCGCAAUCGAAGGCUUCAAAAUGUAGAUGCCAUUCUCCAAGCAGAUAAGCGUCAAUUGAAGGUUCUCUCUGCGGAGGUCCUGCCAAAGGGGGUCCAAUGCCCCAGACUCAUCGAGCAACCUUCAAGAGUCACUCUAAUGACUUUGGACGACAGAAAGGAGCCCUACGAUUUGUCUUUCGAAAACACAUUCAUUUAAGAGAGACCACUGGUGGGAAAUGAAAUUUCAAUUGAACAACAACCGAGCUGUGGUACAUCAGUCAUAGACGACCGGAGAGAGCCAUUUCGGCCUCGAUGACCCUUUGCUCGCCACUACCCCAGACAUGGGCAAGUCGAAGUCCAGCCUGUUCUAAAAGCUCAGCCCACUCUUGCUCGCUUCUCUCGCGAGCUCCAAAGCAACACAU